Molecule: messenger RNA, 1344 nt
Organism: Penicillium soppii
Lineage: Eukaryota; Fungi; Ascomycota; Eurotiomycetes; Eurotiales; Aspergillaceae
Product: FAD-dependent oxidoreductase
Exons: 2
Coding region: 1-1344 (447 amino acids)
Molecular function (GO): monooxygenase activity; FAD binding
Source: RefSeq, a predicted model, not a curated record
AUGAAAACAAUUCGCCCUCAUAAUAUCGUCAUUGUUGGCGCAGGUAUCGCCGGCAUCGCAUGCGCUCUCGCCUUAUCCAAGGAACUCUCUCCAUUCGUGCCAGACCUCCAAAUCACAAUAUACGAACGACAUGACAUAUUAUCAACUUCCGGUGGUGCUAUUAAUCUCACACCUGUGGCUCAACGGCAUCUCGCACAAUUGGGGGUAUUGGAUGAAUUGGACCGGAUGGGUCCCGAGGGAGGUGCCGAUGUGGAUGCCAUAGAACUUUUUUCGAUGCGGUCUGGUCGUUCGAUCGGUUCAAUCGACUUCACCGAUCACAAGGGGGAAGGUUAUGGCGGAUAUAAGGGCCGAAGAGUGAUGAGAAUCAUUCUUUCGGUGGCCAUGUUGACAGUGGUUGAACGGACCCAUAAUGUUGAAAUCGUUUUCGGCAAAAAAGUCGUCGGUGGCGAAGAAUUCGACGACAGCGUUGUAUUGAAAUUCCAGGAUGGCACUGAGGCAAUCAGUGACUUGGUGAUCGGCUGUGAUGGUGUCCACUCGGCGGUCCGAACCCAAUUCGUGGAUGCCGAUCGACCUGCCGAGUACACGGGGUUGUCAUUUUUACAGGCCACAAUUGAGAGGGACUCACUCUCUUCACGCAUCCACUUCAAGUCAUCAUCUCUGAAUAUCUCAAGGCAUGGAUCCAUACUAGCAAGUUAUUGUGAUCGUGAUUGCGAUCAAAUUUUCGCUGCUGCGAUCGUGCAGUUUAGCCAAGAAUCAUUGAGCCGUUAUCGACUGGAACCGGGCCAGGACCGGGCCACUCAGCAUCGAAUUCGAUGUGCCCUCCGAGAAGAGAUUUGGGGUCGUUUCGGUAAAUGUGGAAUUCCCUGCAUUCGAGAAAUCAUCGAAAGUAAAGCGGACUGGAUGCUUUACCCCGUAUACCAGGUACGUCCAGGCGGACGCUGGUGUACGAACCGAGCCAUUUUGUUGGGUGACGCAGCACAUGCGAUGCCUCCACGCGACGAGUCUGCUUCAUAUGCACUAGACGACGCGAUUCUCUUUGCCCGCAUUCUGGCGCGCUAUCGUUCAGAGCCUCUGGCAGAAGUCUUUGACGCGUACGAGAGCCUCCGCCGGGAUACCAUCAACCAUGCUUUCAAGGAGUCCCGCCGCAUGUGGGAACGAAAUCGGGAAAUGGGUCUCUUCGAGGGAAGGCUCAAAGAGUGGAUGAUGUCUUUCCAUCUCAAAUCCCACGAAAGCGAACGGGAGGCCGCAUGGGAGUUUGACGCAAACAAGAUGGCUCUCCCCACACCCGCACCUAGUGAGGACCUGGUGUCCUUAAAUUCAUUUUUGAGAGGACGAACCCUAUAA